Molecule: messenger RNA, 1023 nt
Organism: Exophiala aquamarina CBS 119918
Lineage: Eukaryota; Fungi; Ascomycota; Eurotiomycetes; Chaetothyriales; Herpotrichiellaceae
Exons: 3
Coding region: 1-1023 (340 amino acids)
Source: RefSeq, a predicted model, not a curated record
AUGAGCACCACCACCAAAACCGAGUCACAGACUCUCCGCUUCCAGACUGAAGAUCUGGUCAAAUUUGAUCCUAAUCGCGUCUAUGGGGAUUGGCGGGACGAGUUCCACGGAAAUGGCUGUGUGCUGAUCAAGAAUGUCAUUUCGAAAGAGCGUGCAGCAUACUACGGCCAGAAACAAUUGGACUGGUUGAAAAGGUUCAAUCUAGGUUUUGAUGAAAAUGAUGAAAGUACAUGGACAGCUGAGCAUCUUCCAGUCAGCUUCAAAGGGGGCAUGUACUAUGGAUAUUCUUCACCACACGAAAAGAUGGCCUGGGAGGCGCGUAUGGAACCUGGUGUCAUUGAGAUUUUUGAGAAGCUCUGGGAGACAAACGAGCUUAUCUGCUCCUUUGAUGGCAUGAACAUUAGUAUGCCUCGUCGGAAGGAUAUUGGUUGGUCCCCGUGGCCACACUGCAACCAGAAUCCCGAGCGCAAGGGGAUGCAGGCCGUCCAAGGUCUUCUUAACUAUGCUCCCAACGGUCCAAAGGAUGGUGGCCUGAUGCUUAUGAGAGGCAGUUCGAAACUAUUUAACGAGUUCUUUGCGCAGAAGCGAGAAGCUUUUGACCAUGAGGAUGCGCCUCCUCCAGAGUUGAAGUAUAUGGACUUGUUUCUGUUCAGUGAGAAGGAUGUCAAAUGGUUCGAGCAACGGGGCUGCGAACUAUUUAAAGUCAAUAUGGAACCUGGUGACUUCGUGCUGUGGGAUUUGAGAACCAUGCACUAUGCAGAACAUCCUCAAGGGGAUCAAAUUCGACAUGUUCAAUACAUCUGCAUGACACCGAGACGGUUUGCUGGGGAGGGAGACCUGAAGCUGAAGGAGUGCUUUGACAACUGGCUCGGUACCACCCAUUGGCCUCACUGCAACAUCCGUCCCGCAGCUGAACCGCCAAUGAGGAAUGGCGAAGUAUGCCCAAAAAAUCGCAACGAACCGUUCGAGAAACCAGAGAUCACAGAGGGACUGUUAAGACUUGCAGGUGUCAAAGCAUACUGA